UACACCAUCAUCUUUGCUUAUAUUCUCACAAUUCUCACAAAGCAUUUGAUUGUAUUCGCUUAAUUCCAAUCCCAUCUUUGAAUUGUUUGUUUUUGAUGUUUCGGUGUGUUGGGCUUUUGUUAUUUUUUGAUUCUUUGAAAAAUUUGAUUCCAAGGGUUUGUUUCUCCCUUUCCUUAUGAAGAAAAGAAGAGACCUUUUAUAAAUAAAAUACUAGUAUUAGAAAAUAAUCUGUACCUGUUUUUCUCUUUAAAGCCUCUCUCUUUGUGUCCAAUCUUGAAUUGGGAUUCCACCUUUUGACAUUAUCUUCAAAGGGCUUGGCAGUAUCUUUUAAGGUGAGUGUUCUUUGUGCAAAACCUUCAAAAUGGGGGAUCACUUCGUUUUGCUGGUUGAUCGUUUGCUUACUGAGUCGACCCUUGAGGCUGCAAUCGAGAGUAGAUUGAAGCACGUAGUCCCCAUCACUGUCGAUGAAGUAGCAAUCGACUACUCGUACCAGAAAGAUUCCGAGGCUAGCUUGUCUCUGAGGAAGGUGGUCGAGUGUCGGAUAUGCCAAGAUGAAGGUUUUGAUUCAAGCAUGGAGGCUCCAUGCUCUUGCUCUGGAAGCUUGAAGUAUGCUCAUCGUAGAUGUGUGCAAAAGUGGUGCAACGAGAAGGGUGACACCAUGUGUGAGAUAUGCCAUCAGCAAUUCAAGCCAGGAUACACUGCACCACCGCCAAUUUUCCGUUUGGGUGAACUUCCGAUGAACUUGAGGGGGAAUUGGCAAAUUGCAAGAAGAGAUCUGAACAAUCCGCGCAUUAUUGCAAUGGUUGCUGCUGAUCAUAGCUUCCUCGAUCCAGAAUACGAUGAGUAUGCUGCUUCCACGUCACGAAGCAUAGUCUGCUGCCGCACAUUAGCAUUAAUAUUCAUGGUGCUCCUGAUUAUGCGGCAUACUCUUCCGGUAGUUGUGAGUCGAGCGGGGAAUUAUUCGCUCCCACUGAUCAUGCUUUUGUUGCUACGAGUCGCUGGGAUCAUUAUACCGAUCUGCAUUAUACUCAAAGCAGUCACCUCCAUCAUACGCCACCGACAGCAACAGGCAACGCCUGCACCUGAUGAAGAAUCGAGCCCGUUACCUCUGAAUCAGUCAAAUUUGAAUGCAGUCAGCUAGAAAUUAACAAGAAAUUUGGCAAGGAAGAGCAACCGGUUUCGCCUCUGCUGAGGUGAAAUUUGCCAUCUGUCACAUUUCAGUUGUUAUAAUCUAGUGUAAAUUGACCCAGAAAAAAAGAGAAGAAAAGAAGUAGGUUAGAUUUUGAGGUGGGAUUUAGAUACACCUCUGGAAUAUUCAAAAUAUUAGAGCUUCCUGUUUUCUUGCA
Messenger RNA from Salvia hispanica, 1346 nucleotides. RefSeq names its product RING/FYVE/PHD zinc finger superfamily protein. Lineage: Eukaryota; Viridiplantae; Streptophyta; Magnoliopsida; Lamiales; Lamiaceae. Gene Ontology annotation, molecular function: ubiquitin-protein transferase activity; zinc ion binding. Gene Ontology annotation, biological process: protein ubiquitination. Gene Ontology annotation, cellular component: membrane. The record is from RefSeq and is a predicted model, not a curated record.